This is a messenger RNA of Paralichthys olivaceus (Japanese flounder), 4005 nucleotides long. NCBI's taxonomy places the organism in Eukaryota, Metazoa, Chordata, Actinopteri, Pleuronectiformes, Paralichthyidae. The record is from RefSeq and is a predicted model, not a curated record.
GACACCACUCUGGCCGACCUGCUGAAGCUCGACCUGCACUGCUUUGAAGAGGAGGUGAGAGGAAUCGUGGAUAAGGCUGUUAAAGAGAUGGGGAUGGAGAAAGUCCUCUCAGAGCUCGACACCACAUGGACAGGUAUGGAGUUCCAGUACGAGCCCCACCACCGCACCCAGGUGCCUCUGCUGCGCACGGAUGAGGAGCUCAUUGAGACGCUGGAGGACAACCAGGUCCAGCUGCAGAACCUCAUGACGUCCAAGUACAUUGGGCACUUCCUGGAUGAGGUGUCGUCGUGGCAGAACAAACUGUCUGUUGCAGACUCUGUCAUCUCCAUGUGGUUCGAGGUUCAGCGGACGUGGACCCAUCUAGAGAGCAUCUUCAUUGGCUCUGAGGACAUACGCUCACAGCUGCCUGAGGACUCCAGCCGCUUCGAGGACAUUGACACCAAUUUCAAAAAACUGGCAAACGAAUUGCAACAAACUCCAAACGUAGUGGAGGCCACCAAUAAACCAGGGCUCCUUCCUACGCUUGAGGACAUGCAGAGCAGACUAUCUCUCUGUGAAAAAGCUCUGGCAGAAUACCUGGACACCAAGCGUCUGGCCUUCCCGAGAUUCUACUUCAUCUCRUCAGCUGAUCUGCUGGACAUCCUGUCUAAUGGGACCAACCCUCACCAGGUCCAAAAGCAUCUGUCUAAGCUKUUCGACAACAUGGCUAAGAUGCGAUUUGAAGAGGAUGGARAAGGGAAUCCUUCUAAGACUGGACUGGGCAUGUACAGCAGAGAGGACGAGUACGUCCCCUUUAUGAAGCCCUGUGACUGCACUGGACAGGUGGAGAUGUGGUUGAACCGCGUGAUGGACUCCAUGCGCUCCACAGUUCGCCAUGAGAUGACUGAGGCAGUGGUGGCCUACGAGGAGAAACCCAGAGAGCAGUGGCUGUUUGACUAUCCAGCUCAGGUGGCGUUGACCUGCUCUCAGAUCUGGUGGACGUCUGACGUUGGCAUGGCUUUCACCCGGCUGGAGGAGGGCUAUGAGAACKCCAUGAAGGASUACUACAAGAAACAGGUGACCCAGCUCAACACCCUCAUCUCCAUGCUGGUUGGCAAGCUCACGCCGGGCGAUCGGCAGAAGGUGAUGACCAUCUGUACUAUUGACGUCCACGCCAGAGACGUGGUGUCCAAGAUGAUCACACAGAAGGUGGAGAAUUCUCAGGAGUUUGUGUGGCUCUCUCAGMUGAGACACUGCUGGGGCGAGAAGGAGAAGCAUUGUUUUGCCAACAUCUGUGAUGCCCGCUUUAUCUACUCUUAUGAAUACCUGGGCAACACUCCACGAUUAGUCAUCACUCCUCUGACUGACAGAUGCUACAUCACCCUGACCCAGUCCCUACAUCUGAUCAUGAGUGGAGCUCCAGCAGGUCCCGCUGGGACAGGCAAGACUGAGACGACCAAAGACUUGGGCAGAGCUCUGGGCAUCAUGGUCUACGUAUUCAACUGCUCCGAGCAGAUGGACUACAAGUCCUGCGGGAACAUCUACAAAGGCCUGGCUCAGACGGGGGCGUGGGGCUGCUUUGACGAGUUUAACAGGAUCUCAGUGGAGGUGCUGUCUGUGGUGGCCGUACAGGUCAAGAGUAUCCAGGACGCCAUUCGAGAUAAGAAGGAGAGAUUUAAUUUCAUGGGAGAGGAUGUGAAUCUCUGCCCGACCGUCGGCAUCUUCAUCACAAUGAAUCCCGGCUACGCUGGCAGGACUGAGCUUCCUGAGAACCUGAAGGCUCUGUUCAGACCCUGUGCCAUGGUGGUGCCAGAUUUCGAGCUGAUCUGUGAAAUCAUGCUGGUGGCUGAGGGCUUUAUUGACGCCCGGGUCCUUGCUAGGAAGUUUAUCACUCUCUACACACUGUGUAAAGAGCUGUUGUCCAAACAGGACCACUAUGACUGGGGCCUACGAGCCAUUAAGUCAGUGCUGGUGGUGGCCGGCUCCCUGAAGAGAGGAGACCCCGACAGAGCAGAGGACCAGGUGCUGAUGCGAGCACUGAGAGACUUCAACAUCCCCAAGAUUGUGACAGACGACAUGCCAGUGUUCAUGGGGCUGAUCGGAGAUCUGUUUCCUGCCCUGGACGUGCCCAGGAAGAGAGAUUUGGACUUUGAGAAGCACGUGAAGGCGUCCAUCCUGGACUUGAAGUUACAGGCUGAGGACAAUUUCRUACUCAAGGUGGUGCAGCUGGAGGAGCUGCUGGCCGUGCGCCACUCUGUGUUUGUGAUCGGGAACACCGGCACAGGGAAGAGUCAGGUGCUGAGGUCACUCCAGCGGACCUAUCAGAACAUGAAGCGCAAACCUGUGUGGACCGACCUCAACCCAAAGGCUGUGACCAAUGACGAGCUUUUCGGGAUCAUCAACCCAGCCACCAGAGAGUGGAAAGAUGGCCUUUUCUCCAGCAUAAUGCGUGAUCUGUCCAAUGUCACUCACAGCGGGCCUAAGUGGAUUGUUCUGGAUGGAGACAUUGAUCCAAUGUGGAUUGAGUCCCUCAACACAGUCAUGGAUGACAACAAGGUGCUGACUCUGGCCAGUAACGAGCGGAUCACUCUCAACCCCACCAUGAGGCUGUUGUUCGAGAUCAGCCACCUCCGCACUGCUACCCCCGCCACAGUGUCAAGAGCAGGCAUCCUGUACAUAAACCAAGCAGACCUUGGGUGGAACCCCCCAGUAUACAGCUGGAUUGACAGGAGGGAGGUUCACUCAGAGAAGGCCAACCUGACCAUACUGUUCGACAAGUACCUUCCCUCUUGCCUGGACGUCCUCAGAUUGAGGUUCAAGAAAAUCAUCCCCAUCCCUGAGCAGAGUAUGGUCCAGACGCUGUGCUACUUGCUGGAGUGUCUGCUGAUUCCAGAAAACACCCCACCAGACUCGUCUUUGGAACUUUACGAGCUGUAUUUUGUCUUUGCUGCGGUCUGGGCCUUUGGGGGAGCCAUGUUCCAGGACCAGGUAAUGUCGGUGCUGGAGAAGCCCCUAGAGAAGAAAGCAGGGCGUAACUAUGGACCUCCAGGCAGCAGAAGACUCAUCUACUUCUUAGAUGACAUGAAUAUGCCUGAAGUGGACGAAUAUGGCACCGUGCAGCCUCACACACUCAUACGRCAACACAUGGACUAUAAUCACUGGUAUGACCGUACUAAGAUGGUGUUGAAGGAAAUAAAGAACGUUCAAUACGUGUCCUGCAUGAACCCCACAGCUGGCAGCUUCACCAUCAAUCCACGACUGCAGCGGCACUUCUCAGUCUUUGCUCUGUCAUUUCCUGGAGCUGAGGCCCUGAGCACCAUCUACACCUCCAUCCUGUCUCAUCACUUGAAAGGAGCAGGCUUCACCACUGCCCUGCAGAAGAGCUGCUCCACCCUGGUCCAGUUAGCCCUGGCCCUGCACCAGCGCAUCUCCUCCUCCUUCCUGCCCACCGCAAUCAAGUUCCACUACAUCUUCAACCUGAGAGAUCUCUCCAACAUCUUCCAGGGCAUUCUCUUCUGUACCAGCGAGUGUCUGAAAGCCCCUGCGGACCUGCUGAAAAUCUACCUGCACGAGUGCAACCGGGUCUACAGAGACAAGCUGGUGGAAGAGCAGGACUUCCAGGCCUUUGAUAAGCUGCAGGCGGACACAGUGAAAAAGUUCUAUGAGGACAUGGACGAGACUCUAGAGCAGACCAAGGAGAUGAACCUAUACUGCCACUUUGCCCAAGGGCUGGGGGAGCCCAAGUACAUGGCUGCAGAGUCCUGGAGCACCCUCAACAAAACCCUGCUGGAGGGGCUGGACAACUACAAUGAGAUCAAUGCCACCCUAAACCUGGUGCUGUUCGAGGAUGCUAUGGCUCACGUCUGCCGCAUAAACCGAAUCCUGGAGUCUCCACGGGGUAAUGCGCUGCUGGUCGGAGUGGGCGGCAGUGGCAAGCAGAGUCUGACCCGACUGGCUGCCUUCAUCUCCAGUCUAGAGGUUUUCCAGAUCACCUUGAAGAAAGGCUACGGGAUCGCUGACCUGAAG